This is a messenger RNA of Penicillium cosmopolitanum, 2034 nucleotides long. Its product is annotated as Zn(II)2Cys6 transcription factor. Gene Ontology annotation, cellular component: nucleus. The coding region runs from base 1 to 2034 and encodes 677 amino acids. Lineage: Eukaryota; Fungi; Ascomycota; Eurotiomycetes; Eurotiales; Aspergillaceae. Gene Ontology annotation, biological process: positive regulation of transcription from RNA polymerase II promoter by galactose; DNA-templated transcription. The record is from RefSeq and is a predicted model, not a curated record. Gene Ontology annotation, molecular function: RNA polymerase II cis-regulatory region sequence-specific DNA binding; zinc ion binding; DNA-binding transcription factor activity, RNA polymerase II-specific. The transcript has 5 exons.
AUGGGCCGCCCAAAGGUACUCCCCGCAAACCGCCUGCGCGCCAAUACUGCAUGUACUGCGUGCCGCGCUUCCAAGAAGCGAUGCAGCGGCAGCUUUCCCUGCUCCAAUUGCAUUCACAAAGGUCGCGCCCGUUCCUGUAUUCCAUUCAAGUCCAUACCCGACUCGCCUGUCCGCACGCGACCGUCGGCUAGCGUAAAUGUCGCUGAGAAUCUGGAUGUAAACUGGGAGAAUUUGCCUGCCGAACCCCAGACUCCUCUCAUAUCGCCCCAUAAUGAUUUCGCAGAUCCGCAACGGGAGCAUGCCCUGGGGGUUGGGUCACGGUCGCCUGAGGCAACCCAUCGGACGCACGCUCGUAUGCUACUCAAUUUGCAAGGGGAGAGAGUUUAUGUUGGAAAAGCUGCUUCGAUCUCUUUCCUCCAGCUCCUGCGAGACACCGUCACACAACAUAUCGGGCCCUCGCAGUUUUCGCAUAACCUCAGAAGCGAGGAUAUGCUCGAGGCUAAGGCCCACCAUGAUCCAUCCAAUUUUGAUGAGGACAGCUGUAGCUUGGAUGACAAGCGUCGGUACAUUCAAGUCUUCUAUGCGGUGACCAGCGGGUUCAUAUAUCUAGGCUGCAACACCGAGGCUCUUUUGGCAGAUACGUCGGACCCUCAAACGGAUCGGGAGAAAACUCGAGCUGCGAUUCGAGACUUAAUGAUCGCCAUCGGAGCCCAGUCAUGUCCCAAUGAGCCCGAGACGGUUCAACUCGAGCGCUUCUUUUUUACCCGCGGCCAACGCAGGACGUUCGCAAAUCUCCUUGAAGACCCCAGCAUGGACCUGGUGCGGGCUUUUCUACUCAUGUCAUUCUAUAUGUUUGGGGCAUGUCGUCGGAAUGCAGCCUUUAUGUACUUGGGCGUAGCGGCCCGGUCGGCUGUAGCACUUGGGCUCCAUGCAGACUCGUCGGGGGCUUUGAGUCUUACCGAGAAGGACGAAAGAUCAAGACUCUGGAUGAGUCUCUGCGUGAUCGAUCUCCUAGCGAGUUCAAUUCUCGGCCGACCCGCGGCCACGGCGGCUCUCCUCCCAGAGGAUCGGAGCGAACUUUGUCGAAUACCAAGAGCAACUGCCGAGACUGGAUUAGUCGCUUCAUACCAGUUAUCCCUCAUUCUAGAGGAAAUAAUCAGCAGAUUGUAUAGCGAGAAAGCCGCCUCAACUGACACUGCAGAUUUCCUCUUGGAAAAGCUGAACCACUGGAGUGAACGGCUACCAAACUCGCUCCGCACACCGUGCGAGACUGAAGAUUCCGGUGCAGCGCAGGAGCGCAUAAUUGGCAAUAUGCAUGUAGCUUGCUUCUAUCAUUUUGCUGUAAUCCUCGUCACUCGUCCAUUUCUGAUAUCUACCCUGAACGCCCGGCUGGCCCGGGCUCAUCAUGGUCUCUCCACGAAUCAGACAGGGGUAGAUACGCCAGAGAACCCAGCGCAUUCGCGCUUAGCAGUUGCAUGUAUCGACUCGGCUAUUUAUAUGCUACAGACCUGCUUAGAAGUACACCAGUCGGAAUUACUUCAUCGGAACAUGGGGAUUCUCAAGGCAUUUGUAUUCGCGGCAGCACUGGUUCUUGGAUUCUCCAUGUUCUGCCAUGGCGAUGUCGACAGCGAAAUUGACAGUGCAUUUGCAGGCGCUAUAUCUAUUCUCCGGAUGCUUGCUCAGCAAUCUGCCCAGGCGGCCCACUAUCUCGAGAUUCUGACGAUGUUAGAGGUCGCUGUGACACAGCAGCGGCAAAGACAAGCCGCUCAAGCGCGGCAGCGGCGCAGUCGAUACGUUAAUCGGAUCUUCAGUUUGCACGAGAGCCCGUCGACACCACGGAUGCAGAGCAAUGAUGAUAGCCGAACCGACGCGACCCCACUGAACACAGGCGGUCCGUUCUACCCGUGGAUUCCGCAGGAGGAUGGACCAGUGACUCCACCAGUGAUAGAUGGAGCGUUCCUGGAUUGGGAGGGCAUGGAGCUGCCACUGUGGGAUAGCUUCCCAUUUACAGAGCCGGGGUCAUCCGUUUUAUAA